GCAAUAAUGCAUCAUACCUUGGUAGAAAGACAAAUCGAUGAACAUAAACUAAAACAAUUAAAUUAACAAGAAAAGGUUAUAAUAAGAAAAUUUGACAAUAAGAAAUCGAUUCCUUUGAUUAUGAAAGAUGGUGUUCUAUCCGAAUUCCUGUAUAACCUGCCAAGCUACCGGGAAAUUAAAACGAUGCAAUCGAUGUCAAAUGGUAUCAUAUUGCGGAAGUGCACAUCAAAAAGAACACUUCCCGCAGCAUCAGGAAAUCUGCAAGGUGAUAGCGCGGAUAAUGAGUGAAAAAAAGGUAUCCCAUGUUUACGAGAAAUUACGUGACCUUGAUUGGGACACCUGGAACUUGGAAAGAGAAGACAUAUAUUCAACUGUCCAAUUAGAACUGGGUCGUAAUUUUUCCCACGAGGAGCUAAAAAUGUUUCAACUUCCUCGCGUUUGUUUCGUCUGCCACGAUGCCAGACAACACCUUCUAAAAAAUUGUCCUGACUGCCCCUUUGCCGCUUUCUGCAAAAGACAUCCAAGCAGCUCUGCCCACAAUAAAGACUGUUCCGAUAUAAGAUUCGUUCAAAGAUUGGAUAAAAAAAUGCCCGUUUUAACACUUGCGACCGUAUGGGCAGUAGUGACAGCCUGUCCUAUAAUUAUUGAAGGCACGCCAUACAGUGAUAGAACCUCGAAGAAGCUUCCGAAAUCCAUGAGUGAAUUUUUGUAUGAAUAUGCAAGACCUGAAGGUGAUCUACGCAAGGAAGUUCUGCUAAUGAUUACUAGUUAUUUGAGUGUACCAUUGACGCUCUUCAGUGCUAUCAAAAAAAUGGACAACAAAACUGGCUCCCAACUUUUAGUUCAUGUAGCUUCUGGCACACCCGAUGAAUACAGAACUUUUGAAAUUCUUUUGCACAUGAUACCUAAAUUAAACCACUUGGUUGUGAUAAUGGUCAGUAAAAUAAGCCUCCAAAUUGAGCGAACCGACCUGUGCGGCAAAUGUAUCGCGAGAGGGAAGGUAUUGCUUGUAAAGUCUGCGGGAGUUGAAUAUGAGGAUUAUGUUAAGCACAAGGAGUUCCGACAACCAAACUUUGCCAUGUUCCUAAAUCUUCAAGCUUCAAGUAAUCCAAAAAGUGGUGUGAUCUGGAAAGGGAUGGUCAAUGUUUGGCUUAGUUUAAAGUGUCCACUGAUAAUAACAUCGACUAGAGAACCAAUGGCAAAACGAAUGAGUGCCAAUUUGAAGUCCGUUUUUCCUUCUCGAAUCUGCUAUGAUGGAUUUAAUGAGUUUUGUUGUCUGCGACCUGAGUUAGAUUGGGAAGAUUUUGGUAUUGAUAAGGAUAAUCAGUUUAUGGUUAUUGUCAAAGGCGAGAAGAGUAAAAAAGGUGGGACUUUUCCCUCCAAAUUAGGUGACGAGAAGAUGUGGCGGGGAAGCCGCAAGUCUACAAUCGACGAUGAGAAAGAAAAGUCGAACCUCGUACACUGUAGCUUUGGACGCUAUCACACCUCUAACACUGUCACCAUCUGUUUCGCGGACACUGUAAGAAUCAGUUGUUUUUACUGGAUGUCAAAAAUUCUGGUAACGUCUUCAAGCAGAUUGAUUGCUCGUCUACUUGAUUUUGUUAUCUGCGGUGAUGACGUAAUUGCAGGCAUUACUAUCGCUCAGGAUGACAUUUCGACGAAGCAUCCUGGGGCCGAUUUGGUGGCCGCCUUCGACGGCGCUUCUGGACCGGAGGUUCUUUGUCGAGAUUCUGGAUCAGCGGAUCGAUCUCGGGCCUUUUAG
Molecule: messenger RNA, 1762 nt
Organism: Belonocnema kinseyi
Lineage: Eukaryota; Metazoa; Arthropoda; Insecta; Hymenoptera; Cynipidae
Exons: 5
Coding region: 128-1762 (544 amino acids)
Source: RefSeq, a predicted model, not a curated record